Periconia digitata is the source of this 1118-nucleotide messenger RNA. The record is from the annotation of a GenBank genome assembly. Lineage: Eukaryota; Fungi; Ascomycota; Dothideomycetes; Pleosporales; Periconiaceae.
CAUCUCCAAGCACGUAUGAAGGAACCGCGAUGCAAUCCUCACCUCGACACUAGCGCACAAAUCCCGCCAGUGCCGUACGUGAAUGCGCUUACUGGGAAGGUCAUGGCAAAAAUCCCUACCGAAGGGAUCAAUCGUAUAUCGCGAAUGAAGCUGCGCCAAUUUCUCACGAAUGGCGAAAACUUGAAUAUACAGGCAUGUUUGGAUCAUACAUAUUUUGAACGGUAGGUUGACGCGAACCAGUUUGGCAAAGUUGUCGAAAAUGUCAGCGUGGAUGGCGACACUGUGACUGCAACCUUCCGGGACGGCAGUAGCGAGACAGCCAACAUGGUCAUUGGAUGUGAUGGUUCGCAUUCUAGGGUGCGUGAGUUUCUUGUUGGUCAUGAAGCUGCUCAGCUGCAAUUCGUCGACCUCACCAUGAUAAAUUUUCCACGCGGGGGAUACACAGCCGAUGAGGCGCGACUUCUGCAGACAAUGCAUCCAGUGUUCAAAAUAGCGGCGCAUCCUCACAGGCCGGGAAAUGGCAUAUUGGCUGCCCUUGAUAUCCCCGACCCAAACGACCCGACAACAUGGAAGUUCCAAAACUACAUUGGCUGGUGGGGACCUCCAUACGCCAAAGAUCUCCAAAAUCCAGAGACGCGUAUGGAAUUCUAUCGCUUAUGGGUAUCGUCAUUCUGCGAGCCUUUCCGCACCGCCGGACUCAAGCUUACGGAGGACGAAGUCCUGCCUGUGUAUCCAGGCCAACAAUGGGCGCCUGAUAUGACGUGGGAUAAUCAUGGCGGGAAAGUAACUCUUGCCGGAGAUGCGGCGCAUUCGAUGCUUCCUCAACGCGGCCAGGGCCUCAACAACGCAAUCAAAGACGCCUCAGAUCUCGUCGACGCCAUCAAAGCUGUUCUUGCGGGACAGAAAAGCCUAGGACAUGCGAUCGCAGAAUACGAAGCUGAGAUGAAGCCAAGGGGAGCCAAGGAAGUCGCUCUCAGCCUAGAACAGGCGCUUAAGGCGAAGGACAUGAGUACGCUCAAGGAUAGUCCAAUUUUCAAGGUGGGAUGGAAGAGGGGCGGGGAAAAUGUGGCGUAGUCUGCUGUUGGAGAUCGUUGGUACUGGAGGACGAAUUGCGACGU